GAUGCUUCUAGUUCGUCUUGGCCCUCCAGGUCUCCCGAUCUGUUUACUUGUGCUUUCUCUACUAAUAAAACUUAUAUAUUUUGCUAAAGAAACAGUUUAUUACAGUGUACUCCGGUUAUAACGUACCCUCUAGGGAGAAAAAAGUGAGCACUUUAUAACCGGAGGUACGCUAUAGAAGAAACCCCUAAAAAUAAAUUUCAUUAUUGAACCAACACUUGUAUUUCUCAUACUACUAUAUCAAAGGAGAGUUAUCAAACUUGUCGGUUGAUUUCACUAGAUCAGCAUGUCGAAAGCAGUUUUCAAUAGUGUUUUGUGAAACUUCAUUCCAAGAUUGCCCAAUUAUUUUAUUAGAGUCUAAAAUUGUUAUGUUGAAAGUCUCCUCAUUAUCCAAUGCUUGGAUUUUAAGGCAUUUUAUUAUGCCUUGAUCAACUGGUUGUACCACAGGUACAGGUGCAAUUGGGAGGCAAAAAUUCUAAUCUGACAUUUGUCAGAUCUACAUUCUUCGGAUGAGCUGCACAAUUGUCAACUAGAAGCAAUAUUUUUCUUUUUUCACCUCUUAGUUUCUCAUCCCACUCCUUUAAAUAGUUAAUAUAAAUGUUUGAAGUCAUCCAUGCGCGUCUGUUCGAUUUAUAAAUAACUGGCAGGUUUUUAAUAUUUUUCAUGCACCUGGGUCGUUCCUAUUUACCAAUGACAAGAAGUUUACAUUGAUCACUGCCUGCCGUAAUUUGCACAAACCCGAACGGUGUACCUCAGCUUUGAUUGUUUGUCUCUCACACACUUUUCUCUAAAUUUCAGUGUACGGUCUGCAGUCACCUUAUAAAAUAGUCCGGUGGCGUCCCCAUUUUAAAAUUGAACCACUUAUAGCAAUAUUUUCGGCUUUUCGCACCUCAAACCAUCGUAUAAGAGCUUGAUCCACAUCUGGACGUACGGGAUUUAUAAUUUUCUUAAUUCUCAGAUUUAUUUUCGCUCCUAUCUGCUUGAUUUUUUCACGAUUGCUCCAAAUUGUAGAAACUGUUGUUUCUGGCACAUUUUUCCUUUUCGCAAUUUGUCAAUCCACUCUCAAUACUUUUAAUGAUGUCUAUCUUUUCUUUCAAGCUUAUUGUUUUGCAUUUAUCCGUCAUUUUAACAAAAAAAAAUAUUCAAGUUCCACGUCCAGUCUCUAACUACCUAUCCCUAUCAUCUGGUUCCGCUUGUUCUGUGAAAAUUCUAAGAGUCGAUUACUGGGAAUCCCCGACAGAAGAUCAGAACUUAUUACUCUGCUUAUAACGUACGCUUGUACCUUACAACCAGCAGAUGACUACCAAGUGGGCAAAAAUAUUGAACGUUACAGCUAGUGUUAGAAUUUUAGUUAGUAUGCUAUAUCCAGUAAAAUUAUAAGACUAUUUGGGCGGGUCCAAUAAAAUAACUAUGUUUAUAUCCCAUGUGCGUUAUACACAGAGUACACUGUAGUUACGUAAGGAGGCGAAUCUCUUGAUCGUAAUUUCUGGAUAUCAGGGGAGUUAUAUGGUUUCAGGCUCAGACCAAUCAGGAAACGUGUAGCUCCAACGAAUCGCUACGAAUGUGAGACCUGCGCCAAGCAGUUCACCACUAAACGCAGCUUGGAGAUGCACUUUAAAAAUCUGCCGGUGCUGGUUUCGAACGAGGAUAAACAAAAUUAUCGUUGUGAGUUCUGCGGAGGCACCGUCGUGCCUCCGUUUUGUAGCCACUUGUGCUUCCACCAACGAAAAACCAAACCAAAUGGCCUCCAGAGUGAGAAACUGAAGAGAUCCACUCGUCAGAAACCGGUAGAGCCUCAAAUCUCUGACGUUAAUGAAGACGUCGUAGUAGAGCCUUGGACGCUCGAUUACACUGACUCGGAAGAAAAUGAGAGUUGCAUCUACUGCAACUCCUCAAUGCCCCCCUCGCGUCUCUUUAAACACGAAUCGUGGCACAGAGAAAACGACUUGAACGUCGUCAAGUGCUUAACGGACACGAAAUCCUCGAGACUCCCGAAGAAUUCGGAAGGACUUUGCAUGUACUGCGGCAUAAUGAAACCGAGCAAUAAAUUGCGCGUGCACGAGAACCGCGACCACGGUCGUCAGAGUUUGCGCAAAGUGUGCGAUAUUUGCGGCAUAUUCACUUGUCCGACUUAUAUUAGAGAGCACAUGCGCACUCACGACGCCGAGAAGAGUUUCGAGUGCGACGUGUGUCACAAGACGUUCUUCCGGAGGAAGGCGCUCGCACGACACAAGCUAGUGCACUCGGACGUUGCGCGGUACGUCUGCUCGGUGUGCGGAAAGUCGUUUAAGGUGCGGUUUAACAUGCGGGUGCACAUGAGGAGCCACGAGGACGUUAAACCGUUUCCCUGCUCCGUAUGUAAGAAGACUUUCACUACGAAGCAGUGGAGGGACAGCCAUUUGCGAACUCACGGGGUCCUGGAUAAUAGAUGAUGAUUUGUUUUUGGAAGAGUGUCAUGAUCUAAAAGACUUUUCUAAUGCUCUGUUUUGUUUAAUAAAAUUUUAAUCAUU
Anthonomus grandis grandis is the source of this 2507-nucleotide messenger RNA. RefSeq names its product zinc finger protein 12-like. The record is from RefSeq and is a predicted model, not a curated record. The transcript is spliced from 2 exons. Gene Ontology annotation, molecular function: DNA-binding transcription factor activity, RNA polymerase II-specific; RNA polymerase II cis-regulatory region sequence-specific DNA binding. Bases 1605 to 2429 code for a protein of 274 amino acids. NCBI's taxonomy places the organism in Eukaryota, Metazoa, Arthropoda, Insecta, Coleoptera, Curculionidae. Gene Ontology annotation, biological process: regulation of transcription by RNA polymerase II. Gene Ontology annotation, cellular component: nucleus.